Molecule: messenger RNA, 1446 nt
Organism: Penicillium psychrosexuale
Lineage: Eukaryota; Fungi; Ascomycota; Eurotiomycetes; Eurotiales; Aspergillaceae
Product: WW domain-containing protein
Exons: 4
Coding region: 1-1446 (481 amino acids)
Molecular function (GO): protein binding
Source: RefSeq, a predicted model, not a curated record
AUGGCGCCUGAGGCCCCUGCGGACACCGCAGGCCCAUCCUCCCCACCACCCCAACUUCCAGAAGGCUGGCUCCCUCAAUGGGAAGGUGUCGGACGGAAAUGGUAUUACGUACAGCGGACGACUGGGAAGUCGCAAUGGGAGAUUCCGACCGAACCGAUCUUUUUGACCCCGUCAACAACACCGACGCCGAGCGGGGCAGGGCUAUCGCAGGAGCCAAAAUCGUAUCCGACAAGCAACAAUACUCGAGAGUUGGAGUCCACGGACAGAAUGGCGGGCGAGAUGUACUCUGCGGCCGACAGUGCGAAAAUUUCCAACUCCCUUGGCUCCCAGAUAUAUGGGCAGUCGGAAAAUCCAACUUAUGGGUCUUCCGGGGUACCGGGUUGGUAUUCGAAUCAGACGGGUCAACACUUGCCCGGCGGAUAUGAGCAGCAGAUGGCUGCAAACGCAGCCGGAUAUGGCCCGAAUCCGUUACACCAGGGUCCUGUUGGACAUUUGAAUGGUGUUCAGCCGGCGUUCUAUGGGAGCCAGACACAUCCAGGUUAUCAAAUCACGGGUCCACACCACAUAGGCCAAAGUAUCUCCUCAUCAAUGUGGGGUAAUAAUUCAGGUACCUAUCAGGGAAACCCAGGCAGUUAUAACAUGACACAACAUGCACAAUCCUUCCAAGGAUUCUCUGCUGAUCCUGUUGGAUUGCAUAACCACCAGCCACCAGCAUCCUGGGCAAUAACCAGCAAUCCACAGGGGGAAAUGGCAAGGUCAAUGGGCGGAGCUUCCGAUUCCCAACCACAGUGGCAAUUGGAACCACAGCAAGGUCAUUUGAAUGGCUCUGGUGAGGGUGUCCCGAUGAACCUACACCCAUCAAACAUGCCUAAGCCCUUCUUUGGGUCUUACUCAUCGAACCAGCAUGCGGACCCGUCUUCCAGAGAAUUCGCUCGUCGUGUCUCGAAUCCUUCUCUUGUUCAGGAAGGCCAACCCUACCAAACUUCCGCGGAGAACUUCCACAACCAUUCACCGCACUCCAUGGUUGAACAAGGUAGAUUCGGACAAGGCGAGGACCCACGUUCCCAUUCACAGCGUACUACGUCGGACCCUGCUUUGCAGGGAUUCUCACCGCUGCAACAUGUACAGAGUCAAUAUCAACAGCAGCACAUGAUACGAAAACAGUCAGGACCACACCAAGUCAAUAUUGCUCAAGGCCAUCAGCAAUAUCAAAAUCCAAUCGCGCAAGUCGGUGCCAACCAAUACGUUUCGCAGCAUCAAUUUGGUCCCAACGGCGGGCCGACGGGUUUCCCUGAAACAACGCAUGUUCAGCAAGUCCCUUAUCACCAGUCGAGUCAUUAUCCCGAGCAUAUUGAACAUUCACCCGGGGAGACAAGAAGAGGUUCAGAGUCACACUUUGUCAGUGGGCCGUGGACCUCCACGCCGCCUUCUACUGGACAGUACUAG